Chlamydomonas reinhardtii is the source of this 1325-nucleotide messenger RNA. RefSeq lists its product as uncharacterized. Gene Ontology annotation, cellular component: nucleus. The transcript is spliced from 5 exons. The record is from RefSeq and is a predicted model, not a curated record. Gene Ontology annotation, molecular function: SUMO conjugating enzyme activity. The coding region runs from base 185 to 664 and encodes 159 amino acids. Gene Ontology annotation, biological process: protein sumoylation. NCBI's taxonomy places the organism in Eukaryota, Viridiplantae, Chlorophyta, Chlorophyceae, Chlamydomonadales, Chlamydomonadaceae.
AAGAGCCAUAUAUCUACUGUCUUCCCAUAAACCCUGGCUGUGUAAGAGCGAGCUACAAAUUUUCCCGCGAAGCUUCCACCCUUGCCAACGCGGGAGUAAGCCCCUGCAUCAAGCAAAGGGCGCACGUUAGAGCCUUGGAUCUUGCUGGGGUCAACACAGGAGCCACAGCUGCGAGCCCGCUGAAAUGUCUGGCGUCGCACGCUCACGCUUGCAAGAGGAGCGGAAAGCCUGGCGGAGGGAUAAGCCGUUCGGCUUCCAUGCUCGACCAGAAACCGCAGACGACGGGAGCGUGAACCUGAUGAAGUGGAAGUGCCACAUCCCCGGGAAACAAGGCACGGACUGGGAGGGCGGCUUCUACCCGCUCACCAUGGAGUUCAGCGAGGACUACCCCACCAAGCCGCCCAAGUGCAAGUUCCCCGCGGGCUUCUUCCACCCCAACAUCUACCCCUCCGGUACCGUGUGCCUCAGCAUCCUCAACGAGGACGAGGGCUGGCGGCCCUCCAUCACCAUCAAGCAGCUGCUGUUGGGCAUCCAGGAGCUGCUGGACACGCCCAACCCCGGCAGCCCCGCCCAGUCCGACGCCUUCGUGCUGUUCACGCAGCAGAAGGCCGAGUACGUCAAGAAGGUGAAGCGCCAGGCGCUCAACUACCCGCCACCCUCGUGAGAGGGAGUCGCAGGCGGCAGCAGCGGCAGCAGCGGUAGCAGGCAGCAGCAGGGGCGGGGGAAGGAGCUGUAGGGAGGAGAUAGACGGACGUGCAGGAGGCAUGGCAGGGAUGUGGGCUGUGCUAUAGGGAGGGGCAUUGGGACCUGUCGGGGCGGAGGAUGCAGGGCGACGCAGGCUAAGCAGGUAGCAGCCCAGCUCCAACGACGCACAGGCGUCCGAGUGCUAGCUGUGUCGGGUGCGGUGGGGCGUGGGUCACGGGCACUGGUUUCCCGAGCACCAAGAGUGCGGUCGGGCGGUCACGUGGGCGUGGAGACUGAUUUCUCGUGAGCAACAGGACCAAACAACUGCACAGAAUGCGCGACGGGCCGUGGUGUGUGCAUUCUUGCUCUUGCAGCACUGAGCAGGCUCAUGAGCUGAUGAGGCUGAUGACCACAUCAGCAAUUGCAUGUAAUUUGCCCAUGCUGGAUUGCUGAGAGCCCAUUGAUUGCCCAGCGCUGUGUGGGCGCGGCACAACGGGGUGGUGACCUGGGGCGGCGCAGACGCGCGCACCUGUUGGGCCAAUUGGGCCUACCUGUAGCGCCUGUAGAAUCCGAAUCUGCGAGCUCUGCGAGCUCUCAGGGGAGAAGGCGACUGAUGUUAACCAGGUUAAAGGGCACCAGUA